AUGUAUGAUGAUGAUGGGGUGGAAGUCGGAGGAGGAGGAGGAGGAGGAGGAGGAGGAGGAGGAGGAGGAGGAGGAGGAGGAGGAGGAGGAGGAGGAGGAGGAGGAGGAGGAGGAGGAGGAGGAGGAGGAGGAGGGCGCCUGAGCUUGAGCCUGAGAACGAGCAAGGGAAGCAAGGGGACCGGCGUGUGCCAGGAGUUCUCUCUGAAGCAGCUGGAGCGAGCAACAGCCGGCUGGGCAGAAUCAAACCUGGUGGGCAGUGGGGCGUUUGGCGACGUGUACAGGGGAGAGGACCCACAGACCGGGGAGGUGUGGGCAGUGAAGCGCGCCAAGUUUCUGUCGAAUGACUUUCAGACGGAGGUGGAGGCGAUGGCGUCGAAGCACCACGCGCACCUGGUGCGCCUGCUGGGGUACGGCGUGUGCUACGGCUCGGCCAGGCAGCGCAUGGAGCAGAUCCUCGUGUAUGAGUUCAUGGCUGGCAAGGACCUUGAUUACUGGAUCGGCAAAGGUCGGCCAGGCGGCGCAUGGAGCAGAGCAGAUCCUCGUGUACGAGUUCAUGGCUGGAAACGACCUCGACCACUGGAUCGGGAAAGGCGCCUCAAAAGACGGCUCGGCCACGCGGCGCAUGGACCAGAGCAGAUCCUCGUGUAUGAGUUCAUGGCUGGGAAGGACCUUGAUUGCUGGAUCGACAAAGACGCCAACAUGCAAGCCAAGGUCGCUGAUUUCGGCCUUGUGCGGUGCGGCGAGGGCACCACGGUUAUGGCAACGCGGGUGAUGGGGUCGCCGGGGUACAUGGACCCGGCUUACGUCCGAUCGCAGAAGGCCACUCCUGCUGUCGAUGUCUACAGUUUCGGGGUGGUGAUGCUGGCGCUGGUCACGGGGAGGAAAGCAACGGGUGGCGAGGAGGAAAAGGAGGAAGGAAAGGAGGAGGCUCCGUUCAACUUGAAGCAGUGGGUGGCAGCACGGGUGGAGCAGGGAGGCAAUGACAACACAGUGGCAACAAGAUUCGCAGAUCCCAGCUUGGACGCCCCGCCUGCCCUGCUCCUUGCCCUGGCCCACCUCGCCCUCGCCUGCACCAACAUGCGCACCGCUGCGCGCCCCUCCAUGCUGCAGGUGCUUGCGGAGUUGCAGGCUCUCAAGGACCGUUACCUGGUUACCGCUCCCAACCGCAUGCUUGUGCGGAUCGAUCAGGAUGUGGAACCGGGAGUGGUGACUAUGGAUUUUGAAGCGGCGCUGAAAUGUGCGGAGAGUGCUAGCCAAUCAGGUUCUUGCGGGUCAAUACUGUAA
Molecule: messenger RNA, 1284 nt
Organism: Closterium sp. NIES-65
Lineage: Eukaryota; Viridiplantae; Streptophyta; Zygnematophyceae; Desmidiales; Closteriaceae
Source: the annotation of a GenBank genome assembly